AUGCGGUGGCAGCAGAGUGCCUUUUGGCUAGGUGCCUUACUUGCAACUGGCGUGUUUGCAAAUGAUGUUAAACUGAAACAGGAUAAUGUCAACCGCCAACAAUGCUCUGGAAUGUACGGGAAAAAGUCUUGGGGCGGUGAUAUCAACCCGUUCAUCUUGCUGAAGAUGGAGGCCGUUAAGGAUAAGAAGGACCCGAUUAUGAGCUUGGCUAUAUUCGAAUGGAAAGAUGAAUCUUUGAUUGGACGUGACUUGACAGCGAAGGACGGAUCGAUACAAAAAAAGCUGAUAUGCGGGCCCCCGAGUGUUGAAGCGAAGCUCUGCACCGAAAAGGAAAUCGGCUCCUUUAUCCUCGCACCAAACGCCACCGAGAAAGCAAAGUCCCCUCUCAUUUCCCUUGCCAUAAAUAUGACCGAUCCCAAGCCAAUAAAAUACCCGGUAUCGAAGACUGGAUUCUAUUGCGUUACUACUUAUCCCUUUACGGACAUGGAAUAUGAAGGAGUUGUAACCUUCAGAAACGCCUACGGAGAACUACCAGCUACGCAGGUUCCAAAAUUGGCAUUUUACGGUGGAUUGACUAUACUAUAUGCUCUGAUGGGAGUAUUCUGGGGGUUCCUCUAUGCCCAGCACCGCCAUGAUAUCCUACCUGUGCAAAAUUACAUCACUGCCAUUAUCGUAUUCUUGGUUGUCGAGCAACUUAUCACAUGGGGUUUCUACGAUUACCAAAACCGAUACGGUGCGAAUGCCGUUUGCAAGGUUCUAAUGGUCAUUGUGUCUAUCUUAAGCGCUGGACGUAACUCAUUCUCGUUUUUUCUACUGCUCAUUGUUUGCAUGGGUUAUGGAGUUGUGAAACCCUCCCUCGGUCGAACCAUGAUUUACGUCCGUAUUCUCGCCAUUACUCACUUCGUCUUUGGAGUCAUCUAUUCUGUUGCCAGUCUCUCUAUUACUCCAGAUAGCGCCGGCCCACUAGUACUUCUAGUUGUUCUUCCGCUCGCAGGCUCACUGACCGCAUUCUACGUCUGGACCCUUAACUCCCUGAGUGCUACCAUGAAGGACCUCGUCAGCAGGAAGCAGCAUGUGAAGGCAAUGAUGUAUAAGAAACUUUGGUGGUGCCUUCUGGGUAGCAUAAUCGUUAUCUUUGCAUUCUUCUUCAUCAACUCGUUUGUUUUUGCCAGCACAAAUGUGUCUGAUUUGAUUCCUGCCCAGUGGAAGAGCAGAUGGUUUGUUUUGGAUGGUUGGCUUAACAUUGUUUAUCUGUUCAACAUUGCAUACAUAUCAUACCUAUGGAGGCCCACUGCAAACAAUAAACGGUUCGCUAUGAGUGACGAGCUUGCCCAAGACGAUGACGGCUUUGAAAUCCGCUCCGUUACCAGCUCGUUGGAUGAGGAAGAUGCUGUUGAGAAUCCAAGCGGGCGUGGCAACAGCAGGUCUCCCGCCGGUACAAAGGCAAAUAACGGCUCUCAAGCGCGCCAUUCCCUGGAUGGUGAGACUAUAUUCGCCGUUGGAGAAGACAUGGACAGAUGGUCUGAUGACGAUGUGUCUCCGAGGAACUCAACCGAUAGGAAGAAGCUGAUACGCAAAGAUGACUAA
Molecule: messenger RNA, 1587 nt
Organism: Trichophyton rubrum CBS 118892
Lineage: Eukaryota; Fungi; Ascomycota; Eurotiomycetes; Onygenales; Arthrodermataceae
Exons: 7
Coding region: 1-1587 (528 amino acids)
Biological process (GO): retrograde transport, endosome to Golgi
Cellular component (GO): membrane; Golgi apparatus
Source: RefSeq, a predicted model, not a curated record